Umbelopsis ramanniana AG is the source of this 752-nucleotide messenger RNA. RefSeq lists its product as uncharacterized. The transcript has a single exon. The record is from RefSeq and is a predicted model, not a curated record. Gene Ontology annotation, molecular function: ADP binding; ATP binding; proton-transporting ATP synthase activity, rotational mechanism. NCBI's taxonomy places the organism in Eukaryota, Fungi, Mucoromycota, Umbelopsidomycetes, Umbelopsidales, Umbelopsidaceae. Gene Ontology annotation, biological process: proton motive force-driven ATP synthesis. The coding region runs from base 16 to 585 and encodes 189 amino acids.
UUCGGUUACGGUUCCAUGACUGCCCUUCCCAUCAUUGAGACCCAGGGUGGUGAUGUCUCUGCUUACAUUCCCACUAACGUCAUUUCCAUCACUGACGGUCAGAUCUUCUUGGAAGCUGAACUUUUCUUCAAGGGUAUCCGUCCCGCCAUUAACGUCGGUCUUUCCGUCUCCCGUGUCGGUUCCGCUGCCCAGACCAAGGCCAUGAAGCAGGUUGCCGGUUCCCUCAAGCUUUUCCUUGCCCAAUACCGUGAAGUCGCUGCUUUCGCUCAAUUCGGUUCCGAUUUGGAUGCCUCCACCCAGUUCUUGUUGAACCGUGGUGCCCGUCUUACCGAACUUCUCAAGCAACCCCAAUACACUCCUCUCUCUAUUGAGACCCAAGUCCCCAUUGUCUUUGCUGGUGUCAACGGUUUCCUUGACAAGCUCCCCGUUAACAAGAUCGUCGACUGGGAGAAGGAUUUCAUCCAAUACGUCAAGUCUAACCACAGCGACGUCCUCGAGGAGAUCCGCUCCAAGGGUGUUCUUUCCAAGGAACUUGAGACCAAGCUCCGUGAAGUCUGCGAUGCUCAUGUCAAGUCUUUCAUGUAAAAACAGAUCAGCGGAAAUCCCUUUAGCCGCAAAUUGAAGAUUCCAAUCAGCUUAGCACUCUAGAGUUUUUGUUGUAGUUUUUGCAGCAAAAAAUAAAACAAAAUACUGUUUUUUAAAUAACAUUUGCCCUGAUAUUAAAAAAAAAAUGAGAGAGAGAGAUGGAGGGA